Psylliodes chrysocephalus is the source of this 402-nucleotide messenger RNA. The record is from the annotation of a GenBank genome assembly. Lineage: Eukaryota; Metazoa; Arthropoda; Insecta; Coleoptera; Chrysomelidae.
AUGUAUUUUCGUCGUUGUCAACGCUGCUUUAAGAUCCAAUGUUAUAUAUCUGGUCUUGCGCCUCCACAAUCGGUUCCCGUUCCGGAUCGUACGGCUCCGAACAUUCUACCAUCGAACCCGUUGUCUCCGACGGCCCUCCUGGACGGUCCUCAGUGUGCCGUCGAAAGCGUCGCGAUGCAGCAGCCGUCAGCGGCGGGAACGGUGCGAGCGUGGCUGCUUUCGGCACUCGUUGUGCACGCCGCCGUGGCGGGCAAUCCCGACGCCAAACGCCUCUACGAUGACCUCCUCUCUAACUACAAUAAGCUCGUGAGGCCCGUCGUUAACACCUCCGAUGUUCUACGAGUGUGCAUCAAGCUGAAGCUGAGUCAGCUCAUUGAUGUGGUAAGAUGCGUUUCGUCUUAA